CAGCAACGCAGAGCAGCCAGCAGAGAUAAGAGUCUGCAAGGCUAUAUUCAACAGCCUUUCCACUGCAGCUGAAUGUGUAGAGACUGUCAGAAUGCCUUUCUGAUAAUAGCUUGAACAAGUUCAUUUUAAUUUCUUUGUCAUCAAAUAAUAAUUUCCACGAUGCCUUGGGCAAUGUCUCUAUGGUUUUAUUUGAUCUGAGGGGGAAAAAAAAUGUGAGAGGUUGGUACUAAGAAGUGCCUUUCCUGACGUCUCUGCUGCUUGGAACCGCUUCUAGAGCAGUCACUGCUUUUGCCUUGCUUGCUGCCAGCUAGACUGCGACGACAGCACAUCUACUCUUCAGCUCUAGUCCAGCCACCCCCACCUGUACCUCAAAUUGAGCAAACACGUCCUCAGUAUCCAGGCAUUGCCAUUUCACUGCUGCUUUACUGUACAAACAAAACUUUUUUUUUUUCUGCUCUGAAAGAAAACAGAGGUUUUACCGCCAUUAAAUUGACAAGAAGGUCAGGUUUCGAUUGUUGCUGUACACUGCUGAACUCUAUAUACUAAUCCGAUGAAUAACGAUUGCACCGUAUAUCCCAGUUGCCAACUCUACAGGAAACAGUUUGAAAAGUCUGCCACAUUUUCAUGCUUAUUUUGGGCUCCAAGUUGGGCUCAAAUAUAGUCCAGGCCAGAGUGUUUGAUAUACAUUUAUUCACUGCUGAUAUUACUGCUUUAAAAUUAUUUUUUGUCAAGUAAUUCGUUUUUAGGCUUCACAGAGGGAACACUGUAAGUUUUCUGAAGUGCACCUCCGAAACAAAGAAAUAAUAUAAAAGCAAAAUACAAUUUAAAAAGUAUUUUUUAGCUAACAUUUAUAUUCAAUAAAACAUACCACAGGUUGCCUAGAGAUUUUUAUUUUAGAUUUUUCAAUUUCAACCACCUAUACAUUUCAAACAUGGCAGUCAAUAUCGCGCAAAUGCGGGACACAAAAUGGCUCACUCUGGAAGUGUGUAGAGAGUUCCAAAGAGGGACUUGCUCGCGGCCAGACACGGAAUGUAAAUUUGCACAUCCUGCAAAAAGCUGUCAAGUUGAAAAUGGAAGAAUUAUCGCCUGCUUUGACUCUUUAAAAGGCCGCUGCUCACGAGAAAACUGCAAAUAUCUGCAUCCUCCUCAACACUUAAAAACACAGUUGGAGAUAAAUGGACGCAAUAACCUAAUUCAGCAGAAAAAUAUGGCUAUGCUAGCCCAGCAGAUGCAGCUUGCCAAUGCCAUGAUGCCUAGUACUCCAUUACAGCCUAUGAUAGACCGUUUUCUUAUUCACCCUGAAUCUUCAUACAAUUCGUCCCCCCGUUUCUUUCAACCAAUGUUCUCUGUCGCCCCAAGCCUAGCCACCAGUGCGGCAGCAGCUUUCAACCCCUACAUGGGGCCAGUGUCUCCAGGCUUGCUCCCAGCUGAAAUGAUGCCUACCGGUCCAAUGCUGGUAACAGGGAACCCUGCUGUCCCUGGUCCUGCUGCUGCAGCUGCUGCUGCUCAGAAACUAAUGAGGACAGAUAGACUGGAGGUUUGCCGGGAGUACCAGCGCGGAAACUGCACAAGAGGUGAAACUGAUUGCCGGUUUGCUCAUCCCUCUGACAGCACAAUGAUUGAUACCAAUGACAACACAGUCACCGUGUGCAUGGAUUACAUAAAAGGGAGAUGCUCCAGGGAAAAGUGUAAAUAUUUCCACCCGCCUGCACACCUACAGGCCAAGAUAAAAGCCGCGCAGCACCAGGUCAAUCAGGCUGCAGCCGCACAGGCAGCAGCCACCGCAAUGACUCAGUCGGCUGUCAAAUCACUGAAGCGACCCCUCGAGGCAACCUUUGACCUGGGAAUCCCUCCAGGUGUACUCCCCCCAUUACCAAAGAGACCUGCACUUGAAAAAACCAAUGGUGCCACCUCAGUGUUUAAUACUGGUGUUUUCCAAUACCAACAGGCGCUUGCCAACAUGCAGUUUCAGCAUCAAGCCUUCAUCCCUUCAGGCUCAAUAUUGUGCAUGACACCGACAUCAAGUGUUGUUCCCAUGAUGCACAGCGCCACGCCCGCCUCUAUGUCUGCAGCAUCAUCGUCUGCCUCAAGUGUGCCCUUCGCUGCAGCAGCCUCAGCCAACCAGAUUCCCCAAGAAUACAUGCAUUUGAUACCCGUAAUGUCUGCAGACCAUCUGACUAGCCACAAGUAUGUGACUCAGAUGUAGGAGCCUCUUCACAGAACAAUCAUACUAAAGAUACAAGUGUGUUGGUGCACAGUCCAGAUGUCAUCGGUCAUGUAAAAAUACAUCAAAGAGACCCCAUCCCCUCAGCAGGAGAAGUUGACAUAAUGCAUGCUAACACCACAGGACAGAGGGCAGAAGACCUGGGCAUACAAAUACUGCACACUGACACGUAUAUAUUCUGUAUCUUUUACUAAUCUUAAAGCUGAGGGGGACUGUGCUACUGUCCACUAUACAUCACUGUCUGCCUUUUCUACUAUCAUUGUAUGCAUACAUUUCAAUGCAUAUGCAUAAGUAAUCCAUUGCCGUACAGGUCUAGUCCUCACCGAAAAAGUAGACUGUGAGUAGUUAUCAUGUCUAACAUUGGGACGUCUGUAGACCAAGAAAUUAUUUUGUUUUUUUAAUUCUGAUGUAUUUCUUUCAUGGUUUACAAACAACAAAGGUGCACCUUGUAUUUUAAAAAAAUGCCAUUAUAGAUGAGAGUCGAUUGUGCAUGCAUAGUGUUCUGUGUGUAAGGGUUAUAUCUUUAACGGAACAGAUUGUAAGAGGAAGUAAAGGAGGUAUCUGACAGAGAUGAAUGUGCUGAGCAAAACCACAACUGUGUAUAUUUUAAAGCACAACAUGGCUUUAAGUACCAUGUUAUAGGAUACACAUUAAGUGCCAUAGACUGUACAUCCAAAGUAGAGUAUUAUUCCUGCAGUGUUAUUGUGUUUAUCUUAUGAACCCCACUUUUUGGUUUUUUUGCUACUGCUAGAGCUAACUAUGUAGAGGGCACCAUUAAGGUUUCAGUGUCACACCUACUUACAGCUGGCAUUACAUGAACAUCCAUACGAUAAUAUGAUGUAGUUUAUUAUACCAUCGUACUUAUAUAUUGCAUAACAUGCAGUGUCAUUUUUUUUUCUGAGUAUUGUAUCAUGCCAUUUCUGAGACAAUGAAACGCAAAAGGGUUUAGCAGGUUUUUUUAAAAAAAAAUUUAGCCUUUGUCAGAAGUCUAGACUGUAAAUGCUUUGCGGUGAAGGGUUUUGCUUUGAGCUGAAUGUUGCAUUACAGUCACAGUCGAUGAAAUGGUGACUCUAAACUAUGAUGAAAGAAGCACUGUCAAAAGAAGCAUGAUAAACCAAAAUCACUGAGUACAUGGAGGUGUUUAAAUAGUUACAGAGUGGGAGAUGUAUUCGGGUGAAUUUUAUAUUUGUUUUUAUUAUUAUUAU
Molecule: messenger RNA, 3429 nt
Organism: Polyodon spathula (Mississippi paddlefish)
Lineage: Eukaryota; Metazoa; Chordata; Actinopteri; Acipenseriformes; Polyodontidae
Product: muscleblind-like protein 1
Exons: 13
Coding region: 932-2206 (424 amino acids)
Molecular function (GO): metal ion binding
Source: RefSeq, a predicted model, not a curated record